This is a messenger RNA of Paecilomyces variotii, 1669 nucleotides long. RefSeq names its product 2-hydroxyacid dehydrogenase. Lineage: Eukaryota; Fungi; Ascomycota; Eurotiomycetes; Eurotiales; Thermoascaceae. The coding region runs from base 402 to 1487 and encodes 361 amino acids. The record is from RefSeq and is a predicted model, not a curated record. Gene Ontology annotation, molecular function: NAD binding. The transcript has 3 exons.
CUUGGGACAGAUGCGUAACGGACGACAAUAAUGGUGUGCUAAUCGGUAUCUACGACUCUAUUUUCUAGAACCUCGAACAACAAAGAGAUUGCGCCCGUUUAUUUUUUUAUUUAUUCAUUUAUUUUUUUUUUCCCUUCGUGGUUCUAUGACCAAAGAAACUUCCACAGUAUAUCUACUCACUUUUCAUGAGUAAGUAAACCCCAAGUUCCGACCCCAUCCAAUAAGCAUAGUGAGAAUAUACUGUUCUGACCAGAUAUGCUAGAGAGCACCUCGAGUGUGAUUCCUUCAGUCUGUCCCCUUGAUUCUAAGGCACGUGGGGCUAAGAGAUCCCACCCUAAUCGCCGAUCAGAUAUUAAUGUACCUGGCUCUACCCAGACAUCUGACAUUCUCAAUCGGACAGAAUGAACUGGAUUCUCAAGCAGAAGAAGAAAGAGCAUGUGCUCUUCACACUCCCGUUGCCUGAGCCGCCAGAGCUGUUGAACCGACUGAGAGAGAAAUUCCCGGAUAUCGAUUUCGAGUAUAUUCAAUUCGGGACAUUAGAGACGUUUCGGAAUCCGCCGACGAUACCUAGAGAAACAAUCGCAGGCAAAACCGUCCUCGUAACUGCAGGAGCAUUACCAGCUACAGCGGCAGAUUGUCCUGACCUGGAACUGAUCCAUUUCAUAUCCGCUGGAAUCAACCAUAUUCAAAAACACCCGAUAUACACGAAUAGCGAUAUCCCACUCGCAACAGUGAGUGGGAUCCACGGGCCGCCGAUCGCGGAAUGGGUGCUCAUGACGACGUUGUUAAGAAAUCGGGAGUAUGAGCGAUUAUACGAGGCGCAGAAAGAGCAUCGGUGGAUAGAAUAUCCGGAACAAAGACCCAGGGAUAUGGUUGGGCAGAGGAUAGGGAUUCUGGGAUAUGGAAGUAUUGGACGGCAAGUCGCCAAUGUCUCUCGCGCCAUGGGCAUGGAAGUCCUCGCCUACACGGCGACACCGAAAUCAACACCUGAAUCCCGCAAAGACCACGGCUUCGUCGUCCCCGGCACAGGCGACGCCGAUGGCACAAUCCCAUCCCAAUGGUUCAGCGGCACCGACAAAGCUGACCUACACAACUUCCUCUCUCAGGAUCUGGAUAUCCUUCUGAUCUCCGUGCCACUCACACCUCAAACACACCAUCUCAUCAGCAAGGCUGAAUUCGAAGUGCUCGCGAAACGACGCACCUUCGUAAGCAACGUCGCGCGUGGUCCGGUCAUCGACCAGCCUGCUCUCGUGGACGCGCUCAAGAAGGGGAAUAUUCGAGGCGCGGCUGUCGAUGUAACGGACCCAGAGCCUUUACCGGCAGAUGAUCCGUUGUGGGAUGCUCCGAAUGUGGUGAUUACGCCGCAUGUGAGUGCGCUGAGUGCGCAGACGCUAGAAAGAAUAUUUCAGGUCAUAGAGGCGAAUCUAGAAAGGAAGGAGAAGGGGGAGAGAUUGAUCAAUAUCGUGAAUAGGAAGAGGGGAUAUUAAUCUACCUAGAGCUGAUCUUAGGAUGAUGUGUUCUCUCUUGUUAGAAGGGUCACGAGGAGAAUUAUUGUUUCGGGACGUCGUUAUUAUUGUCUCGGGGACCUCCGAUGAAUACAUUAGCCUGCAAUGGACCCAUUAUCGCGUAUCAAGAGACACAAUCAUCAUACCGAUGACUAAAAUUUACG